AUGGCUAUGCAGAUGCAGCUUGAAGCAAAUGCAGAUACUUCAGUAGAAGAAGAAAGCUUUGGUCCACAACCUAUUUCUCGAUUAGAGCAAUGUGGUAUAAAUGCCAAUGAUGUGAAGAAAUUGGAAGAAGCUGGAUUUCAUACCGUAGAGGCUGUUGCCUAUGCACCAAAGAAGGAGCUAAUAAAUAUUAAGGGGAUUAGUGAAGCCAAAGCUGAUAAAAUUCUGACUGAGGCAGCUAAAUUAGUUCCAAUGGGUUUCACCACUGCAACUGAGUUCCACCAAAGGCGAUCUGAGAUCAUACAGAUUACUACUGGCUCCAAAGAACUUGACAAACUGCUUCAAGGAGGAAUUGAGACUGGAUCCAUCACAGAGAUGUUUGGAGAAUUCCGAACUGGGAAGACUCAGAUCUGUCAUACAUUGGCUGUAACAUGCCAGCUUCCCAUUGACCGAGGUGGAGGUGAAGGAAAGGCCAUGUACAUUGACACCGAAGGUACCUUUAGGCCAGAACGGCUGCUAGCAGUGGCUGAGAGAUAUGGCCUCUCUGGCAGUGAUGUCCUGGAUAAUGUAGCAUAUGCCCGAGGGUUCAACACAGACCACCAGACCCAGCUCCUUUAUCAGGCAUCGGCCAUGAUGGUAGAGUCCAGGUAUGCACUGCUAAUUGUAGACAGUGCCACUGCCCUCUACAGAACAGACUAUUCGGGUCGAGGUGAGCUGUCAGCCAGGCAGAUGCACUUGGCCAGGUUUCUGCGGAUGCUUUUGCGACUUGCUGAUGAGUUUGGUGUAGCAGUGGUAAUCACCAACCAGGUGGUAGCCCAAGUGGAUGGAGCAGCCAUGUUUGCUGCAGAUCCUAAAAAACCUAUUGGAGGAAAUAUCAUUGCUCACGCCUCAACAACAAGACUGUACCUGAGAAAAGGAAGAGGGGAAACCAGAAUCUGCAAAAUCUAUGACUCUCCAUGUCUUCCUGAAGCUGAAGCUAUGUUUGCCAUCAAUGCAGACGGAGUGGGAGAUGCCAAAGACUGA
Molecule: messenger RNA, 1020 nt
Organism: Budorcas taxicolor (takin)
Lineage: Eukaryota; Metazoa; Chordata; Mammalia; Artiodactyla; Bovidae
Gene: RAD51
Product: RAD51 recombinase
Exons: 9
Coding region: 1-1020 (339 amino acids)
Biological process (GO): reciprocal meiotic recombination; mitotic recombination-dependent replication fork processing; mitotic recombination
Cellular component (GO): condensed nuclear chromosome
Molecular function (GO): ATP hydrolysis activity; DNA strand exchange activity; ATP-dependent DNA damage sensor activity
Source: RefSeq, a predicted model, not a curated record